AUGGCGAAGAAGCCGAAGCUGCUUUCACACGAUGAGAUCUGGGAUGACUCUGGUAUCGUGGAAUCUUGGAAUGAGGCGCUUGAAGAGUAUAAAGUACUGUAUAUGAUCCAGAGCCUUGUUCACUAUGCUGACGAUGUGAAGCUCUAUCACAGUAUACACGCAAAAGGAGAGCGGGUUGAGGAUGUGAUUGAACAUUUCAAGGCACAUGAAGACCUCGAUAAUGAGUUGCUUGAAGACAACCUCACAACUUCAGUCAAUGGAGCAGAGCAAUCUCUGGCAACAGACGAAGUGGUCGAAGAUGGAGUAUGGGAGCAAGAGCAAGAGGAAAUGCAAGAUGAUGAGCAUAUAACACAUAAUCUGAUGAUGUCUUGGUACUGGGCUGGCUAUUACACCGGCUAUCAACAGGGACAGCAGCAGAGUCUGGCACAACAGGCCGAUAAACGUUGA
Bacidia gigantensis is the source of this 447-nucleotide messenger RNA. RefSeq lists its product as uncharacterized. Bases 1 to 447 code for a protein of 148 amino acids. The record is from RefSeq and is a predicted model, not a curated record. Lineage: Eukaryota; Fungi; Ascomycota; Lecanoromycetes; Lecanorales; Ramalinaceae. The transcript is spliced from 2 exons.